AUGUCUCUACCCCCCGGUCGAUACCUCGCUCGUUUCAUAGGCAAGGACAACCCAGAUUCUAUCGGGGGCAUGUAUGCUACCGGUAAAGGACUUGGUCAACCGAUCGAGCUUGAUCCCAACAGGCCUGAGUUUCAUGGGCAGCAAGAAUGGGAGUUUGAACCCGCUUCCGAGGAAGGGCGUGACGUGUAUACAAUCAAUUCCAGACCUGGUGAAUCCUGGAGUUACAGAUCCGAUAGUCCUGUGCCUGGAGAGACCAUCAUCUUGGACCGUCCCAAACCAUUCAGAGUGCAACACUCAGAGAGAAGUCAAGGGGGACAUAUGUUCACCAUUGCCCCAACCGAACAGCGUGUUGGAGCCACCCUCUAUGUGGGAGCUGGAGAACAUCAGAGAGAGUUGACGCUUGUUCCUAUCCCUGUGGUCCCCGAUGCUCCUCCUGCUCCCCUUUGGGAGCUCAUGCGGUUGGAAGAGUAA
This is a messenger RNA of Rhizoctonia solani, 471 nucleotides long. Its product is annotated as peptidase inhibitor clitocypin domain-containing protein. Gene Ontology annotation, molecular function: cysteine-type endopeptidase inhibitor activity. The coding region runs from base 1 to 471 and encodes 156 amino acids. Lineage: Eukaryota; Fungi; Basidiomycota; Agaricomycetes; Cantharellales; Ceratobasidiaceae. The transcript is spliced from 4 exons. The record is from RefSeq and is a predicted model, not a curated record.